GAGAGAUGUGGGGGUGGGGGCUACUCAGGCUCCACCGAAUCAGGGCGCUGGAGAGUCUUGUUGCCGCCGUAAGUGCAGGUAGCGCCGGAGCGUGUUGUUGGGAGUGAAGCUGUGAUCAGCAGCUGAGUGUUCCUCUGUGACCGUGACGCACGGCGAAAAACAAAGUGCGGGCAGCAUCUUUGCAACUGGAGACACGUUGGAUAAAAAUAAAUACAAAAAAAUAAAAAAUAAAUAAAUAAAGGAAGAAGAAAAACAGAAAGAGCCGGAGCCAGCGGAAGAAUCAGCAAGUUGAGAUGCAGCUGCGGGAGCGUGUGGCUGCGUGAGGAGGAGGAGGACGAGGAUUCGGACUCUCCGCUGAGCUGCGACAAGUUUGUGACUGCACGCGUCGUCUUUGUUGGAUGUAUUUGCGUCAAAUGCAGUCGUUUUUAAAAGGGUGAAGUGGACGGACACGGUUUUUGUGCGUGUUUUUUCCUCGGACGCAGCGUGCGCAAAGAAAAUCCAACAAAAAAAAAAAAAAUCUGGGCAAACAAAUGUGACAGCCAAUCGUUGUCUCCCGUGUUUUGACGACUAACGGUGCCGCCGACAGAACAACAACCCACGGAUUCUGAAUUCUGGAAGCUGAUCACUUGUGAUUUCGUGGAGAAAGCGGGGAGCUCACCCAGGUAGCGCACCUCUCCCUCCCUCCCUCCAUCUCUCUCUCUCUCCCCCCUCGGCUGUGCGUAAUGGGAGAAAAGUUUCGGACCUUGCAGGAGAGACGCACUCGAAGCAUCUCUUUGUAAAUAGCAUGCGAGUCCCGCUCUUUCGUCUGCCGCUGACCCCGAGUUUGUAAAGUGGAUUCCGGCCGUCCAGCAUGACUUGAAACACCGCCGAGGUUACCGCGCCAAGACCCGAUUUGUCCAAAAUACGCACAGGCAUCGAUGAUCUAGAGAGGGUUUCUGCAGCAGCAGCAGCAGCAGCAUCAGCGGAGGUGCAGUGAAAACCUGGUCCCGUUUACACACACACACAGAGAGAGAGAGAGAGCGAGAUUUCCACUGGAUGUCUAUGAUGUUGUGCCAGCUCGGACAGAAGUGUGUGAUGGAGGUGAUGGUGCUCACGGUCCUGUCCUGGGUGUCCGUGUGGGCCGAGGAGAAGAUCAUCUUUGACCGACACGCUGUCUACUGGAACAGCUCCAACCCCAAGUUCUGGCACGGAGAGUACAGGGUGGCAGUGAACAUCAAUGACUAUCUGGACAUCUACUGUCCUUACUACGAGGGUCCCCCGUCCCACGGGCGCAUGGAGCGCUACAUCCUCUUCAUGGUCAACUACGAGGGCUACACGACCUGCCAGCACAGGAUGCGCGGCUUCAAGCGCUGGGAGUGCAACCGCCCCACUGGUCCCGACGGACCGCUGCGCUUCUCCGAGAAGUUCCAGCUCUUCACUCCCUUCUCCCUGGGCUUCGAGUUCCGGCCUGGGCAUGAGUACUACUACAUCUCAUCUCCUCACCCAAACCAUGUGGGGCGGGCAUGUCUAAAGCUGAAGGUGUAUGUCAGACCUCCAGAUGGAUCGGGAUAUGAUUCUCCGGAGCCGUUCCUGACCGACGGAGGUCCAAGACGGAGGCCAGGGCCCAUGACCCCGUUAGCUGCUGUCGUGGCUUCACUUCUCCUUGGAUUCUUCUCCUGGCUGUGACUCUUCUCACACUCUUUAUGGAGCUCCCUUCUUGGGUUGCUGAGCUGGCCUGGCUGUCCCUCUAACUCCACCACCCCUCAGGGAAGCCCACUGUCUCCUUCCUUUCUCUUCCCACCUCCACCUUUAUACAACCACCCCCAGUGCCAGCCCCCUCCAUGGUCUAGACAUGGACACCAUUUCCCAGGCCUGGCUACGAGGGCUUGGUCUUGAUCUGUCUGGGAAUCUGCCCUUCUUCUCUGAUCCCCCAAAGUCUGCGAGGGACAGUGUCCUCCCAGCUGAAAGACACAAGGGAAAUGUCUCUGCACUCAUAUCAGGCGGUCCUUCUGAUUUGACUCUUGACUUUUAGCUACCCAUGGGGUAGAUAUUGCUAUAACUAAACUUGUCAAGUGUGCGUUUUUUUCCAUCAUCCAAUCAUGGCGGGAUGCAUCAAGUGAUCGGCGUGGAUGCACAAAAAUUGGAUUUUGCACACACAUUACUGUCCCAUCCUCAAAACCAAGUACUGGAAGUGGCCGAGCUUGCGUUGUAAUUGGAAUUCUAUACUCUCUGGAUGAAUUCCAGCCACAAUGAGAAAAAGAACAUAUGAAUAGAGAUGGAGAGGAGGCGAGUGGCCCGCCCUGUGCACACAAAGAAAAUAGAAAAACAACGCAGACACAGGCUUAAAUAUGAGAAAUGUAAUAUUAUACGUGUUGAUAUUUUCACAGCAAAACGUGAUGUAAAACUCAUAGAGUUUGAUUUUUGUAUGAGAAGCUCAGAUAUCUUAUUAAAAUGACGAGUAUAACCACAGCCGGUCUCAGUAGGAGGGUUGUGUGCUUGGUGUUCUGGGAGGGUUUGGCGGGAUGUACAUUUUCAGGCGGGAUGUGUUUUUGUCUUCGUGUUUCUAAACAAAGCAUUUAUCACGGCCUGGUCAGCACAGGCUUUUCAGCACUGUCAAACGUCGAGUGGGCUCGGGUGACUUUUGGAACCAUGUCUUUCUCAUGUAUGAAUGUACCACUGGUCACCCAGCGCUUUGUCUCUGUGUGUUAUUUUUUUUGACUGUGGUCACUUAAAGUACCUUUCUCUCUCAGACUGGCAGGAUAAAUGGGGUUGGGCAAUUUUGGCAGG
Solea solea (common sole) is the source of this 2766-nucleotide messenger RNA. It is a transcript of the gene efna2a, whose product is annotated as ephrin-A2a. Gene Ontology annotation, biological process: ephrin receptor signaling pathway; osteoclast differentiation; axon guidance. The transcript is spliced from 4 exons. The record is from RefSeq and is a predicted model, not a curated record. Bases 1036 to 1665 code for a protein of 209 amino acids. Gene Ontology annotation, molecular function: ephrin receptor binding. Gene Ontology annotation, cellular component: plasma membrane. Lineage: Eukaryota; Metazoa; Chordata; Actinopteri; Pleuronectiformes; Soleidae.